AUGGCUAGCUCUACCGCCCAGGAGUUUUUCCAGCGUUAUGAGCAAGUUAAAGCGGUUGAGCAGUCAAGGAAUGAGUUAAUUGAGGAUCUUUUACGACGGGUUGCCGAGCUCGAAAAUGCAUACCAACAAACCCGAUUGGACCAUGAACGUGAAUCCCGUUUUAAUCGUGAAGUGCAAAUGCAUGAGAUAGAGCUUAUGAACCAGAUAACUGCUAUGGAAUCUGUUAUGGAACAAGAACCAUUUCUUCUCGUUCUUCUCGAUGGUGAUGGGAUGGUAUUCCAAGACUCUUUUCUCCAACAGGGUGAGCAGGGCGGCAAAGAUGGUGCAAAUCAGCUCUGGGCUGCUAUCCGUGACUAUGCGUCUCGAAAUCUUCCGAACAUACCAUCGCCAAAAAUUAUAGCUCGAGUUUAUGCAAACGUCAAAGGAUUGGCUGAUGCAUGCUAUAAAGCUGGCCUAAUUGAACGUCCCGGCCUAAUUGAGGAAUUUGCCCGUGGAUUCAAUGGAAGCAGACUAUUGUUUGAUUUUGUGGAUGUGGGGAGUGGUAAAGAUAGAGCUGAUGAUAAGAUCGCUGCGGAUCGCGACCUUGUUGGACGAAUAUCUUUAAUCGAAGGCGUCCCAUUCGAACGAGAACUUGUACCCAUCAAGGCUUCUUACAGAGUAACUAAAUUUGAAGAACUUUUCCGAACCUCAAAAAUAAACACGAAUUCACUUUCAUGGAAUGACCGGAAUGGGACGAAUAAUAACCCCAUGUCGAUACCCUCGUCUACACCGCUUUCCGUGCUAUCUGCGAAUACCCCUGGCAACAACAACAACCACCUUGCUCGCAUCCCGUCAAACUCAACUAUCCCAUCGAAUGGAACCAACACACCGCCAACAUGGGCUGCCACAACAGCAGCAGGAGCCCAUGGUCCAUUUACCGAUUUAACGACCUCGAAACCAAGUAGCCCUGCUCCAACUAAGGUGGAGCGCAAUAAAUACGGCGAACGCGUCGACCGACUAGAUUUCAAAACCAUCCCCAAGGACGAAUUAAACCGCGUGAAAAAGCUGAAACUAUGCAACCUGUAUUAUUUACUAGGCGACUGCCCCAAUUUAAGUUGCUAUCAUACUCAUGAUCAUAAAUUGACGAAGAAUGAGCGCACCGUCUUACAUGCAGUUGCGCGGAUGACGCCGUGCCGGUUCGGAACUGAUUGCGAUGAUCCCGGCUGUAUAUAUGGCCAUCGCUGUCCACAGAGUGAGAUUGGCAAGAAGGACUGUUUCUGGGGCUCCAAUUGUCGAUUCGACACAGCCGCUCAUGGAAUCGAUACAACAAUUGUGAAGGUUACAAAGGUAUAA
Histoplasma mississippiense is the source of this 1332-nucleotide messenger RNA. RefSeq lists its product with no specific name. The record is from RefSeq and is a predicted model, not a curated record. Lineage: Eukaryota; Fungi; Ascomycota; Eurotiomycetes; Onygenales; Ajellomycetaceae. The transcript is spliced from 4 exons. The coding region runs from base 1 to 1332 and encodes 443 amino acids.